Stylophora pistillata is the source of this 3083-nucleotide messenger RNA. RefSeq lists its product as uncharacterized. NCBI's taxonomy places the organism in Eukaryota, Metazoa, Cnidaria, Anthozoa, Scleractinia, Pocilloporidae. The record is from RefSeq and is a predicted model, not a curated record.
ACUUAAUAGAAAACUGCGAGAAAAACUAUAAACAAACCUCUAGGAAACAGAAAAUCGCAAAAUGUUUCAUCUGCGAACAAAAUACAUACCAGCCCCCGGCCCCGGGCGAGAAAAACUAACGAAUACGAGAUCGAGGCUAAGCUAAGCCGGUCCAAGAUGGCGUCCAAACCAUGUUCCGUGAAUUGAAAUGAAAUAUUGCGUGGCAUACGUAACGGUUACUAAAACAUGUUCGUUACGCGAAUAGUAAGCGUUCUCCUUCGUCGAACGCAAUAAUUCUUGAACAGUGACAGAUAUAAGAAAUGGCACUCAGUAUGUUCCUAGAACAUGUUGAACGCAAUUUGUGUGACCUUUCCUUUCAUUUUAGCGCUGAAACCAUGGAUCACAUGCACAGAGCAGCACAGCAGAUUGUUAAACAGGUCGUAGAUAACAUAGGGAGAAUAAAACCUCACCUGGAUGUUAAGGAAGUAAUAAGUAUGGGGAGUUUUGCAGAGGGAACUAAGAUUUGUUCUCCAAACGAGUUUGACUUCAUGGCGUGUUUUGAUUUCCUCUCCAGGAAUGAAAAUGUGCGAAUUGAGGGCACUGAAGGUUGCCAACCAGGUUACAUGGUGGCUUUUCUCAACUCUGGCUUUGAUAAGGCCAUGGCGAACAUAACUAGGCUACUGUAUAAGGAUAUUUGCUGCAUACACCACGAAGGAUUGCGUGCAGAGUUUGUGGAGACCCUGAAAGAGGUUGUGAAAGCCAUGUUAAUGAAGAAGGUUGUGACUCCACAUGGUAUCAUGGUCAUUAAAGGUUCAGACUAUUUAGCUUUGAAAUUAGAGUGGCACAAGUUUAAGGAGAACUAUGAAGGUCCUGAAAUAUAUAAUGGACUUUGUGAUAGAGACUUGAUAUUAGCAACUUCCUACUCACUAGAUAUUGGUGUUGAUAUUAUGCCAGCAGUGUCAGUUGAGGACUUAACUCCCCUAAGUGAUAUCCAUGGUUUUCCCAGUCAUGUAUUUGGAAUGACAGGAAAUGUAAAGUUUCAUCUUGUGUGCAAAGUGUCAGGGCAGUCCCCUCAUGCACCUUAUCUCCACAUUUCCCACGCUACCACUGAGGUUUUUCUGGUGCGCCAUCUACAUCCAAUCCAUAAAAAAUGCUACAGGGUACUGAAGUAUCUUCUAACUCACAACACAUAUUUUAACAGGCCAAUAAAAGACAUCAGCCUGUCUUCUUAUGUUUUUAAAACUGCUGUCCUUUUUCAUGAAUACGAGAAGCUGUGCUCAGGAACUCCAGAUAUUGUAACCUGCUGCAUUGAAAUUAUACGGUAUGUCAGGGUUAAAUUAAGGGAGGGUGUGUUUCCACCAUUCCUGAUGAGAACAACAAAUGUUUGGGGGCAGUGUUAUAAAAUUCCUGUAUCAGAUGCGUGGAGGCCAUCAGGUCUAGACAGAGAAAUCUGUUCAUUUGACUGGUGUUUUGUUUUGUGGUUUCAGCUUUGGAGGCAAUUUCUUGGCAAGGCACUGACAAUAUUUCAAAAAAUAAAACUGAAAUUGCAAACAGAAGAACCAGAAACCAGUGAUAGCAGCACUUUAUUGAAUGAUGCUUCACUGACUUCACUAAACAGCAUGUCCCAGACACGUGAUUUAGUGGAGUAUGUUCCAAAUAGGUAUGAUUCAUUUCUAGCUGAGUUUGAAGUUUUAAGGGAGGAUGCAUUUGUCAUUACAACUAAGUAUUCUAAAGAUGCAAAAGAUACUCAGACAUUUAGUUUCAUUAGCAGAUGUCCUUCAGAAAAAGUGUGGGAAUUGGUUCUACCUAAAUUUCCAGAAUAUCUCAGUCGAAUUGAGAGUGUGUGCAGCAGGGAAAUGAGUAUCCCAAAGGAAGAGUUUGAGGAAGUGGUAGAAGUGGGCUGAUAUUUUCUUGAAAAUCUACCCUGCCUUUUCUCAUCAAUCAAUGGCAAGGAAAUACUUCCAUGGUCAGAGGCGGAUCCAGGAAUUUUUGAUUGGGGGGGUCCAAACUUUGGUUCAGAAAGGACUGUUGGACUCUUUGAGGCAAAUUAGUUCUCCCCCACACCCCCUCCCACCAGUUGGGGUUGCAUGUUAUAUUUCCUUGGUCGCUUACCUUUUAUUUGGAUUAAUUAAAAAAAUCAGCCAGUUAAAAGUGAUAUACGAUCCUGUCCCAAAGUUGUAAGCGUCAGGUUUGAUAGGGGGGGGCUGGACCCUCCCCCUGGAUCCACCACUGAUGGUUAAUGUCACAGCUCCUGUGUUAAUGUAAAUUUUUUACACGAUUGCUUCCUUAGAAUGACCAACAUCAGUUGAUUUUAAAACAAUGGUAUCAAAAAGAUAGCUAAUCAUUGCUCAACAAGUUUAACUCAUUUUCUUUAUAUAGUAAGUCACUACAGUGACAUUUUACCUGUUCAAGACCACCCUUGAUUCUAGCUUUUAGCACUCCCACCUCUUCAAAAAUGAUUCACAAUUCAUGGGAUAAAAUGCAACUUUUUGCCAAGUUUAAACAUAACUCGACACCUGGUUCAGAGGUAACUUGUAUUGGCUUUGAACCCUCUCCUGCAGGUUUUUUUUAACUUUGUUGAUUAAGAUGAUGUGCUAAAAUAUAAAAGAGGCCAUCAAACUAGUUUUUAGGUGUAAACUUCCAAAAGAUGUCAAGCUCGCUAAUGAUGUUAAUGUUUUUUAAGUCUAAGCUAAGAUCAAUUCAGCUGUAAUUUAUAUAUUUAAAAUUUUUUUUUAUUUUUUGGCAUGUAAUGUUUGUAACAUUUUAUAUUGGUGUGUACAUAGAUUAUAGAUUAUAAAUUUCUUUUUUUUUCUUUAAAUACUUUAUUAUUGUAAUUGUAGAUUUAAUGCAUCAGUUUAAUCUCUGCGGAACCGAUAUUAUGGCCCCUUUAGUUCGGUGAAGUUUUGUGGAAUAAUCGAAAUGAUCUUUGAAGAUAUUGUAGUUUCUAAUAACUGCUCCGUAAGGUGUUGUGAAUACUGCUUGCACUGCCUUACGUAUCGCAUUUAAAACACUCGUCAAAGGAUACGGCCAAUCCCAUAUGCGACUAGCUCCGUACUUCUUCAAACAAGGUUAGCUCAAAACAAGCACUGGCUCCGAUCCUGAGA